AUGAAGCACAUGGUUGGGCAGUCCAUCUUUCAGCUGGCCGUGAUUCUCACCAUGACCUUUGCGGGAGACAAGAUCUUCGGCAUCGAGUCUGGCCGCAAGUACGACCGUCCCGCCGGCGCGACGGGGCCGACCGUGCACUACACGAUGAUCUUCAACACGUUUGUGUUCUUGCAGCUCUUCAACGAGAUCAACGCCCGCCGCAUCCACGACGAGCUGAACGUGUUUGAAGGGAUCUUGACCAACCACAUCUACCUCGGCAUCUCCGUGCUGCAGUUGGUGCUGCAGGUGCUCAUCGUCCAGUUCGGGUCGCUCGUGUUCAGCUGCACGCCGUUGACGGGGUCCCAGUGGGCGAUCUGCGUCGCGAUCGGGGCCGUGUCGUUGCCGGUCGGGCUCGUCCUUCGAUGCAUCCGUCUCCCGGCGUCGUUCACGAUGUGCCAGGAAACCACCGUGGUCGAGAAAGUUGCCAGUCCUCGCACCAAGGCGUUGUGGCGCCGCAGUUUGAAGCGCCUCCAAGUCCAGAUCCGUGUCAUCAAGGCGUUCCAGACGUCGCUGGCGUCGACAAAGGCGCUGCUGCAUUAGUACACGUGAAGAAGCGGCAACGCCAGAUAGAUGCAUGAAUAUACUCGUCAAAACAUUAUGGGCAUCGCGAACUCUCUGGUUUGCACGGGGGUGGUGCAGUCGCGCUAGAGUUCGCUGGAAGGGGGUUCGCCCUCGUCCUUGCGUC
This is a messenger RNA of Aphanomyces invadans, 724 nucleotides long. RefSeq lists its product as hypothetical. The record is from RefSeq and is a predicted model, not a curated record. The transcript has a single exon. The coding region runs from base 1 to 579 and encodes 192 amino acids. NCBI's taxonomy places the organism in Eukaryota, Oomycota, Saprolegniomycetes, Saprolegniales, Verrucalvaceae. Gene Ontology annotation, molecular function: P-type calcium transporter activity. Gene Ontology annotation, cellular component: intracellular membrane-bounded organelle.